Messenger RNA from Drosophila serrata, 1373 nucleotides. RefSeq lists its product as uncharacterized. The record is from RefSeq and is a predicted model, not a curated record. NCBI's taxonomy places the organism in Eukaryota, Metazoa, Arthropoda, Insecta, Diptera, Drosophilidae.
CCUAGGCUUAUAACUCGGCUGUUCGGAAGUAUAAUCUCUAAACAGAGAUUAAUUUACCCUUCAAGAUGAACCAGGUUUGGUUUUUCUUCAAGCUGAUCGAGGUGGCAAUGGGCAGCAUGUGCAUGUUCUACCACAUAAGGGGAUCGCUUUAUCUGGUGGAGCCACUUCCUCACGUCCUCAUUUACUGCGCCACAUUCACGUCUUACGUUAUGAUUGCCGCUUUAGGAGCAUUUCGGUUGCUUCUUUCUCCGGCUACCGUGCUCUCCAGUCAACUGCUGCUAACGGCCAGUGCCGUGAUCUUCCAUUACUUUUGCGCCCUUCUGAUAAUGCGGACCGCCAUGGAGGAUCCACAUUUGGCCCGCAUCAAAGAUAUCCUUGAGUACAUGUCGCAUCCACACUUUGCGCACUGCAAGGAACAGAGCAUAGCAUCGCUGCUCACUGGCACCAUGUAUCUGAUGCAUAUGUUCCACGUCAUUGACAUUCUGGUGCGCCUGGAGCCGGGAGAAUGGCGGCUUCAGGCCUUGGGACGUGAAAACGCCAAAGAGCUUAUUGGGACGGGAACUCGUGCCGGACUCUAUGUACUCUCCAGGCCAGUCGACAACUUCCUGUGUCGCCACAGCCUCUUUUACUUCAAUCUGGCCCACUCUCAGCCCUUGCGUUUGCAGAUCCCAGACAUGGAGGAUCCGGGUGGUUUGCAACGCCUGUUAAUAAUUUUGGGAAAUGUUCGUAGGAAGAUAUGCACGGUGACUGCCAUCGAGAGCGAUGAGAGUUUCAUGUCCACGCCGUCAAUAACCACCAGUGACUCUAGUGAAUCCGAGGAAUUGACAGUCGACGCAGAAGAGGGUCGUGCCAAGAGACGCAAAGAUCCCUCCGAUUGGCGUGGUCCCAGCGACUCGUCCAGCUUGUGGGCCCAGAUCGAGGAUCGCAGUACUCAGAACAGCAGCGAUGCCAUUGACAGACCUCCAGUGAUGGAUCACAAAGGAAGACGCAGUACGUCCGUCUGGGAUGAUCCCGAAAACAGGGAAAAGUCGGAGAUUUUGUUGGUAGAACAGAGUUCGCGCAUUCUGAGCAAGAAUUUGGAGGAAGAUGAUGAUGAGGCACCCAAGGAAGAUCGAAAGUCAUACCGUGACUCAAGUGUACGCUUUCGUGAUUCUAAUAAUGAAGAAGAAAAGGAAGGAGAAGCCCAGUCUUCGCCAAGGACUAGCCCUGCCAAGCUUAAAUCGAAAUCUUUCAAAAGGAAAACUAAAGUGUUGGGCAACGUCAUCGGAAGGGAUCAGCUGCUUGGAGGUGGAAGCAUUAAUGGCGACAUCGAUAUAUUGAGACUAUCGAUGUUCUUGCAACUUUAAUGGGAAGGGUAAGCACACCUGGCAGCU